Messenger RNA from Mercurialis annua (annual mercury), 2578 nucleotides. Its product is annotated as protein WVD2-like 7. Lineage: Eukaryota; Viridiplantae; Streptophyta; Magnoliopsida; Malpighiales; Euphorbiaceae. The record is from RefSeq and is a predicted model, not a curated record. The transcript has 10 exons. Bases 351 to 2168 code for a protein of 605 amino acids.
AGAAUAAGCAGCAGAAAAAGUAGCAGUUACACUGCCGGAUCAAAACAAGACAAAAAACAUAAGAAAAAUAAAAAUGGCGCACCGCACAGCACAGCACAGCACAUGACACGACUAAUCAACAACUUUUUGUAGUGUUUGCAUUACAUUUCACUCAGCUUUGAACACAGUACUGAGCACGGAACCAGUCGAAAGAAUCACGAAAAGGAUCCGUUUUCUUGAGACAAAGUGAGAUCUGUAGCUGCUAAAGGAAUUGAUGAAAUCUUAUUGUGUUCUGAGUUGAACGGUGAUUUUGUGUUGGAAGCAGGUGGAUUGAGUACGGAGCGUUGAACGGCGGAUCGUUUUGAGGAAUUAUGGCGGGAGAGUUUGAAGAAGCUUGUAGCAUUAGCUUUCAGACAGAUCUUUUGCGCUCUGGCUCUAUAUCAUUUGGAAGAUUUGAAAGUGAGGAGCUGUGUUGGGAGAGGCGAUCAUCUUUCUCACAUAAUAAGUAUCUUGAAGAGGCGGAAAAACACUCGAAACCAGGAUUAGUUACUGAGAAGAAAGCUUAUUUUGAAGCCCAUUUCAAGAAGAAGGGUAUGAGGCUACCUGGUUCUUAUGAGGGCCACACUGGAGUAGAAUACCACAAUGGUAACAAUGUUUCCGAAGAUGUGGGGCGCAAAGAUGAAGAUGAUAUUUAUGGAAGUAGUAUUUAUGACCAAUUUGAUGAGGGUAUGAUCGAGAAUGAGGAUUACAUCGAGUUUGAUGACAGUUAUGAAGGAGGUCAGUUUGAUAACUCGAACUAUAGCAGCAGCCAGUAUGGUCACUUUGAUGAUGAGAGCCCUGAAAUUUCGGAAUAUCAUGGGGAGUGUGAAAUGAUAGAAUGUGAAAGAGAAGAUCCUGGUGUUGCAUCAUCUCAGUCUCAGAUGGAAGCUGCUUUGAGCAGUGCUGAUGUUUUAUCAGAAGGUAUGCUUGAAAACAUUCUAGAAGAGGAGGCUGAAAUGGGAUUUGAACACAUUCACACGCCGCGGGCAGGAAUAAAAGAGAACCAUAAUGACAGUGUUGCUAAUGUGGAUGAAUCAUCUAUACCCAUUGACCCAUCACCAAAAAGUGAAGCAACCGGGACUGAUGAAACUGCUGCAGUAACUGAGCAAACUCUUUCUCCAAAGUUGGGAGCUGCUGCUGAAAGUAAAAGUGCCGAUGUCGGACUAAAGUCCCAAAUUUGUGGCAGUCAGGUCCAAAAAGGCAAUUGUGAUGAUGCACCGAAAACAGCUACAAAGAAACAGAAUAGAAAGGAAAAAGAGAGCCCACAGAUGAUGAAAUCAGAAAUGCAGUCACCUCAAGCUACAAUUCCAAGUAGACGUUUGCUGUCAAGAUCUUCUAAAGGAGAGGAUUCUGAAAGUUGUCAUUCAAGAUCAAGCCUUACUAAUAAAAGUGAAAAAGAUCAAAAUUCAAAGAAAGCAGUUGAUUCUAAACCUUCUGGAUCAAAGAAAGUUGAGCCUAGAGUACGCCAGAGCCCAAACAGAUAUAAGCAGAUUGUUACCUCAGCUAAGGAAGACACGAGGAGUAGUACUGCUUCUUUUAGUUUCAAGAGUGAUGAACGGGCAGAAAGGAGAAAAGAGUUCUACUUGAAGUUAGAAGAGAAAAUGCACGCUAAGGAGACGGAAAUGAAUCAGAUUCAAGCAAAAACACUAGAAAAGACGGAGGCCGAGAUGAAAAAAUUCCGGAAAAGCCUCAAUUUCAAAGCAGCGCCUAUGCCUUCUUUCUAUCAUACUGCUGCAUCUCCAGGUUCCACCAAAAACAAGGCUAUGUUAUCUAAACCUAAAGCAGCCAAAAUACAGCAAAAAUCAACAAGUACAGGUAAAGGAGCUAUUACAAAAUCUCCACUGCUUUCCAAGUCGGGAAAUAACCAAUCUGACGCUGGCGAACCUCUACCAACAAACCACAGUAACCACCCAGAAGCUGGCGUGAAUAAAGGUAUCAUUAGAAAGGAGGCCGAGAAGGGGAAGGGUUCUAAUUUACAAAAACGUCAACCGUCAGAGAGUGGUAAAUUGUUGAAAGGCCAGAGGGCUGAGGGGAAUCCAAAAAUGGGAAACCACAGAAAUAGUAGUGAGAUAAUGAGGAAAAGUAUUAAAGGUGUUGGAAUUGGCAGCAACUCCGGAAUGGGACGUGUAGCUGUUGGCGUAGCCUCCUAAAUCGAGUUACGUACUCAAUUGGUAAAAGAUGGAACUAUGAUUGCUUGCAUGUUUCCCACUGGUAUAUAAGAACAGAAGCGUAAAGGGAACAUUAACGAUCGAUGAGGUUGGGCAGCAUACAACAUAUGCUUUGGUAGCAGCACAAGCACCUAAUGUAAUUGCUCGACAAUGAUGCACGCAAAAGCAGCUGUACGGCGUAGUUAGAAUAGGUCAUAAUAAUGAUAGAAAUCAAUUCAUGAAUUUGAAUCUAUAUAGAUCGAAUACCUAACAGGACUUGAGCAUAGUGAACUAUUUGUCAAAUUGUCAUCCUAAAAUAACAGUGUAUUGCAUGUUGUACUAGUAAUACCUGCAAUGUAAAAUUUAUGUAACCAUAUUGUAUGAGUUAUUGAAAUAAACUAGCUUUAUUUGAA